This is a messenger RNA of Aspergillus steynii IBT 23096, 2410 nucleotides long. RefSeq lists its product as uncharacterized. Lineage: Eukaryota; Fungi; Ascomycota; Eurotiomycetes; Eurotiales; Aspergillaceae. The transcript is spliced from 5 exons. The record is from RefSeq and is a predicted model, not a curated record. Bases 417 to 2228 code for a protein of 603 amino acids.
CAUGAAUCGAUAGUUUGAGAUGAUCGAGAUUACUUGCCGAGAGAUAUUUCUAAUUCCCAGCCCACUUGACUCGCUUGGGUAUGGCCGACCCACCCUCAGACGGGCCUACACACCAACUAUGCGGGUUUAUCCUUCAUCCAGAUCUACAUGGGAAAUUGCUACCUGUGCCUGCCCGGCAUUUUUGCGCUCGUUGGUAUUAAGUGGGCUUGUCGCCCUAAACCGCCGCCGUCUGGCUGUCAACUUGUCUUUCUUUCGAUUUUUUCGUUCCUUUUUUUUGGGCCGGUAUUCCUUUUCUUAAAUGGCCCGGGGUCGUCCUUCCCUCCGUUAACCUGGAAACGUUUUUUCUGAGUAGUUUUCCAACUUAAACCACUUUCCUUCACGCCUGUCUGCUAGGUGACACAAAAAGCAGGGUCAUCAUGGGGUCCGAACUCGGCAUCACCCCCGACUCCAAGCCCCAGGCCGUUUACAGCCCCGUCAGUAUCUGGUGGGCUGUAUGGGCUGGCGUCUGGACUAUCGCCGUCUCGUUAGGGAUGGCCUAUCUCAUUGUGAACCGCCACUCGCCCGUCCUCCGAAUCCGAGGCAUCGCUCUGUCAUUAUCCGCUAUCGUCUUGCUGCAUCUUUAUUUUGCGUCCGUCCAGUUUGGCGUCAUGGUCGGGCCUUUGAUGCCCGGGGAUGUCCAGUUCUGGAUCAUGGGCACUUACCUUCCUUGCGGGAUUGCACUUUUUCACGCGUCGAACACCCGCUUCUUGCAUGUGGCUAAGCUUCAGAAGAAGUAUGCCAGUCAUGAUAGUCGCGCGAGUGUUGAUUCUCCUCCGCAGUUGGAGAAGGGGAAAGGAAAACAAGGAUUGUUGGGGAAAUUUUUCAGUCUGGACUAUACAAUCCGGAUUAUGAUUGUUGUUGGUAUCAUGAUGCUCACGCAGAUAUUCCUUCUCAUCCUCAUGUGGCUCAUUUCUCGCAAAUUCCAUUCCUCUUGGGGCAUUCCCGGCACUGAGGUUACCGGCACCCCGAUGGAGCAGACAACGGAGCAGGGUCGCGGCUGGGAGUGGUGGCCGAGUGUGCUUUGGCAGUUCAUUUGGGCUUGGAUUGUCGCCCCGUACAUUCUGUGGAAGUCUCGCAACAUCCACGACACUCAGGGCUGGCGUGUCCAGACAAUCGGAUGCUGCUUGGCGAGUCUCCACGCGACGCCCAUGUGGCUGAUCGCUCUCUACGUCGAUGGCAUGGCCCCGGUCAACGCGGUCUGGAUCCCUCCGCAAUGGAUCUGCCUGUCUAUCAUCUUCAUCGAAAUAUUCACCGUCUUCCUCCCCUGCUGGGAAGUCCUGCGCCACCAAUCCCUGCGCAAAGAAACCCUCGACGCCAUCGCCCAAUGGGAAGCCAAAACCAAAGGCUCCGGCUCCGAGGCCAAAUCAAUCAGCUCCAUCUCCACCGUCGUCGACUCGAUGAUGUCCGGCUGGAAGUCCGCCCACGGCUCCGUCUCCACGACCACCAGUAACCGCGACAGCAUCCUAACCAUGGGCGCGCUCGAGUACGUCCUCCAGCGCAACCCCGCCCCGCUGCAACAAUUCUCUGCCCUGCACGACUUCUCCGGCGAGAACAUCGCCUUCCUCACCAGCGUCGCCGAAUGGAAAGGCUCCCUCCCGCGCCCCUCCCCCCCGGCCUCCACCAAAAACGCCACCAUCGACUUCCUCUCCCCCGUCGACUCCUCGGCCCACGAUAAGGACCGUGAACUCGUCCGCGAACGAUUCAACCGCGCCCUGCACAUCUAUGCGAAAUUCAUCAGCGUCGCCCACGCCGAGUUCCCCGUCAACAUCUCCUCGCAGGACCUGCGCCAGCUCGACGCCAUCUUCGCCCGCCCCGCAGGCAUCAUGUACGGCGAGGAGCCGUCAAAGGUCGACCCUGCCACGCCGUUCGGCCCGCCCCCUGGCUUCGGGUCCUUCGAGCCCCCGCCGUCCCCGACGGCCACCGAGUCCUCGCAGAAAGCCUUCCGGUGCUCGGUCUCCAUCAUCGGCGACCGCGUCCAGUACUGGGGCGAGGUGCCGGAGGAGUUCGAUGGGAAUGUCUUUGACGCCGCGGAGAAGAGCAUCAAGUAUCUGGUUCUGACGAACACGUGGCCGAAGUUCAUUAAGAGUCGGCGCGCGUCGAGCGAGACAGUCAGGUCUGGGGAUGCGGAUGUGGAGUUGGGCGAGAUGAGAGCUGAUGCCGGGCCGGGCAGGGACACGCCCGGCUUGUAACUGCUGGGCUUCGGCCCUGGCAGUGAUGGUCUACACGCUCCUUCAUGUAUAGGUUUUCUUAAUUGUCUGGCUGAUCGGAUCCGACCGGAACGGUUUCUUAAUGUGCUUGGAUGGCUACCUGUUUUUAUUAUUGUAUAUACCCUAUGAUGUAUUAAGAUAAUGUCUUAUUUACUGUUCUCGAG